Molecule: messenger RNA, 1342 nt
Organism: Cannabis sativa
Lineage: Eukaryota; Viridiplantae; Streptophyta; Magnoliopsida; Rosales; Cannabaceae
Product: E3 ubiquitin-protein ligase AIP2
Exons: 5
Coding region: 221-1177 (318 amino acids)
Biological process (GO): protein ubiquitination
Cellular component (GO): cytoplasm
Molecular function (GO): ubiquitin protein ligase activity
Source: RefSeq, a predicted model, not a curated record
ACCACGUGGCUACACAGGAGUGGAGGAGUGGGGUUUACCGUAAGCUUACAAGGAACGUAACACACCCAAUCAUGUUCUCCCUAACCUUUCUUCCCCAAACGGGUCGGUGAAGGAGGUGACCCCCUUCACAAGAAAAAAUCUCACAAAGAUCCCAAUUCCAUUACCAGAUAUAUAUAUAUAUAUACACGUAUAUAGAAUCAAAUUACAAAGAAAAUCAAAAAUGGAGAGUGAUGAAAAUGGUCUGAAACAACAAUUGGAGGAAUUACAAAGAGAUCUAUCAAAGAAGCAAAAAUUCGAGGAAGCAAUAUCAACCCUAAAAUCUCUUCUUCAUCAUCGUUACGCCUCUUCUUCUCCUUCUAUUCAAAAAUUGUUCUAUUCUGUUAUAUGCCGAGUUGCGACGGUGUUAAAGACGAGGUACACCUCGCCGGGGUUUUGGGCUGCCGGAAUGGAUUUGUUUGAACAAGCCCAAAGCUUGGUUUCAGAUUCUUCUCAGAAGACCCAUUUGGGGGCUUGUAUUUCUCAGGCUAAGGAGGUUUUGAAUCAGGAAGAUAAUCCUUCUCAUUCAUCCCAAUCAACCAGUUCACGAGGUUACUUGUUUGAGGGUCAUCUAACGGUUGAUAGAGAGCCUCCUCAGCCUCAAUGGCUUGUUCAAGCCAAUCUUCUGAAUGCUGCAGCUUCACUCUUGCCAGCUGAAUCUUCUUCUUCUUCCCAAUCAAUAGCAGCUGCACUUGAAGAUGAGAACCCUUCUGAUCCUGCAGCAGCUAGCUUAAUUCAAUCUCUUAUGGAAAAUUUAGAUGAUUUUCUACUACCGAUAAUGGAGGAUGAUAGAGCAGCCCCUAGAGUACCACCAGCUAGUAAAGAAGUAGUGGCUAAGCUUCCAAUAAUCAAUAUUACAAAAGAGGUAUUGGAGAAGCUUGAUAAAGAGGCUGAGUGUGCUAUUUGCAAAGAGAAUUUGGUUAUGAAUGAUAAGAUGCAAGAGUUGCCUUGCAAUCACACUUUCCACCCUCCUUGCCUAAAGCCCUGGCUGGAUGAGCACAAUUCAUGUCCGAUAUGUCGACACGAGUUGAGAACCGAUGAUCAUGCAUACGAGAGUUGGAAGGAGAGAGAAAAGGAGGCUGAAGAAGAGAGGAAAGGUGCUGCCAAUGCUCUUCAUGGGGGUGAAUACAUGUAUGUUUAGAGCAACAUUUGCUCAUCUGUGUUAAUCAUUAUUUGUUAUUACAAAUUAACAGUUGUGCAACUUUUUAAUCUUCUUAACUUUUCAUAUAAAAUAUAUAUUCUGAGCACAUAACAUAUUCUGGUUCUGAGUUCUAUUGAUAUUGCAAGAUGAGACCAUGAAUUUAAA